Bubalus bubalis (water buffalo) is the source of this 4649-nucleotide messenger RNA. RefSeq names its product proline rich basic protein 1 (gene PROB1). The coding region runs from base 794 to 3850 and encodes 1018 amino acids. Lineage: Eukaryota; Metazoa; Chordata; Mammalia; Artiodactyla; Bovidae. The transcript has a single exon. Gene Ontology annotation, cellular component: nucleoplasm. The record is from RefSeq and is a predicted model, not a curated record.
GACUGCAGCCCACCAGGCUCCUCCGUCCAUGGGAUUUUCCAGGCAAGAGUACUGGAGUGGGGUGCCAUUGCCUUCUAAAAGAUGCCAUAUUAGCAUCUGGGCCUUGUUCUAACAACCUAAAAAGCUAGCACUGUCCCCUCCAGCCUAGGUUUCCACAAAAGCAGUGGGUCUAGCCAGGGACGUGUUUUCUGAGGCCCCAGUACAACUUUUGGAGUUGGGGGAGCCCUCCAUGCAAUGCUCCUCUAUCAAAGAUAUGGGGCAGGUGGUGGUGAUGGUCACGGAAGGUGAUGCAUGCUCCCUUAUGAGCUCUGGCUGGGACUGGCUUUGUGAGGGCCAGAGAGGAGGGGUGCGCUGCAGUGAUGGGAAGACGUGGGGAGUUGACAGAUGAAACUGCCAGACCCGGGUUGUCUGGUCUCCUGGCUCACACACUGAUCCACACAGGAUACUUGACCUCAAGCAGGUACCUGCUCAGCCUCAGUUCCCUCACCUGGGAUGGACGAGUGGAGUUGGCCCUGGCUCCUGGGUCCAAGUUGGAUGUUUGCCCUCCGCUCACCUUCCAAACCAAAGCCUGGAAUGUCAGCCUAAGCUCUCAGGUUCACGCCCGAAAAGGGAUCUAGGAGGGUAGGGCCCAAGGCCCUCUGGCUGCCUAUACCGCUGUCUUAGGAGCGGACGCGGCCGCUUUAAGGCGCGGUGACCCCCACGGCACCCGCGGGCGGGGCGGGGACAAUGCGGGCGUCCGCGGCACCAGCGGAGGCGAAUGCGAGGGAGGUAGUGCGCCGCGUCCGGCCCCAGCAUGCUGACCGCGUUCGCCCAGCCAGCCCUGCCUGGGUUCCCAGGGCGGCUGCCUGCGGUCCCCGCUCGGCGCCAGGACUCGUCCGGUUCGUCAGGCUCCUACCACACUGCUCCGGGUUCUCCAGAGCCCCCGGACGUUGGGCCGGACGCAGAGGGCCGGGCGAAUUGGCCCAGGGUGGCCCCUGCGCUGGGGGCGGGCGUGCAGCCUCGCCUGUCCGUCAGCGCCCAGAAUAGCCGCCAGCAGCUACUGCCCGGCUCGGGUUUCCCGCGAGGCCCGGCCUCCGGCCUGCGACCACCCCAGCCCCAGCUGCGCAUGCUGCCGUCGGGGGAGAUGGAAGUCAUCUUCGGCGCUGGGCCCCUAUUCAGCCGCUCCGACGCAGAGGAUAGAGAAGUGCAACAGCUCACGACGCGGGCCUUCCGCAGCCUCUCUCCUCCUGGGUCCGCGUCUCCCAUCCCUGACGAACCGCAGCCACAGGGCCCCGACGGUGGCUCCCGCUGGGCCACUUAUCUGGAGUUGCGGCCCCGCGCGGCGAGUCCUGCCACCCCAUCGCAGUUCGAGUGUGUGGAGGUGGCACUGGAGGAGCAUACCGCGCCUGCCAGGCCCCGGACGGUGCCCAAACGUCAGAUCGAGCUGCGCCCUCGGCCCCGGAGUCCCCCGCGGGAGGCCAAUGCGCCGCGCCCUCGACUACUCCUGCGCACCGGCUCCCUGGACGAGUCUCUGAGCCGCCUGCAGGCUGCCGCGGACCUUGUGCAGACGGCGCUAGCCAGAAAACUGAGCCCGGCGCCCCCUGCCCCAAGCAACGCCACCUUUGGACCCACGGUGCCGCCGGAGCUUGCGACCCCGGAAACGCUCCGCAGUACUCGGGUGGUCCUGGAGGAAGCCAAGUCUCUGCCGCCUCGGGUGAACUAUAGUUCAGCCCCAGCCAGGGCCCCAAGACCUUGGCCAAGCCUCCGGGAGCGCGCAAUUCGGCGCGACAAGCCCGCGCCCGGGACCGAGCCUCUGGGUCCAGUUAGUUCCAGCAUCUUCCUGAAGUCAGGGGAGAAGCCUGAGGAGGUGCACCAAAAAGAACCGAAGGUUCGUUUCCCGCGAGAUACUCCGGCUCAAACCGUCCUGAGAGCACAGGGUCCGCCUUUCCAGUCUAGGCCCCCCUGGGAAGUUUCGAGUAAAGCUGUGAGACCGAGGAGCCCAUCCCCGCCGUGGGAAGCCCCAAAUGGGACCGUGCGGGGUCCUCACUGCACCUCCCCCCAGAACCUGUCCCCCUGGAAUCGAACAAUUCGGAAGGUGAGUAGCCCAUCGAUCCCCGAGGCAUCCUCUACAUGGGACAAUCAGGAUGCUGCUGUCACGGAAACUGUCAGCAGAAAGAGCCCUUCCCCUCCGACCCUUUCCCAGUGGAAUCGGGGUGUUGCCAGGGCAAAAAGCCCAUCCCCCGAAGCUCCCUCCUCGUGGGAGGUGCCGCACCCGGCAGUUGGGGAUGCAGUUGAGGGAAGUAGGAGCCCGUCCCCGCCGACCUUGCCCUCGUGGGAGACUCCAGAUCGUCCUGUUGGAACGUGGAGCCCAUCGCCCCAGGAGACGUGGAACUCCACAGUGCAGAGCUCAUCGGUAGUGUCUACGCGGGUAGCUAUUAAUGGCGCGGCCCAAGAGGAACUGGGUCCGCCCACGCCGUCUGCACCAGGGACUCCAAAGCUAACAGAGGUUCAAAGUCCGUCCACGCGGGAGAUACCGGAUCUUGCCUCCCGAGGCAACCAGCUGUCGCCAGAGGUAGCUGCACCCCAGCUGCCUCUCAGUCGCACCCUGGAUGCCGAUGCGCGCCCUGAAGCGGUGGGCUCUGGAAAAGCGGCCUCUGGGCGCCCGCUCGUGGCCAUUCCGCGGCCCCGCGACGUACGCAAGAUGGUGAAGACCACGUACGCGCCGAGCUUUGCGGCAAGCACCCCAGACUCAGGGCUCCCCGCCCCUCCUGCAGAACCCCGCGGGGAGGAAGGCAGCGCAUCCAAGACACAAGAACUUCAGGCGCUGGGCCCCCCCGCCCCGUCUCACUACACUUCCAUUUUUCUCAAGGACUUUCUGCCGGUCGUGUCCCACCCCUACGAACCCCUAGAGCCAACCCCAGACACAGUCCCCCGGGACGUUACCCAGUCCAACGGGGUCCUGCGGCGGAGGGCGGAGAACAGCACGGCGAAACCCUUCGCGCGCACUGAGAUCCGCCUGCCUGGUGCCCUGGCCUUAGGCCGCCGGCCUGAGAGAACCCGGGGAGUCGCGGUGCACGGUCCUGGCGGAAAGAACCGGGAUGCAGAGGCCCAGCGCUUGGUCCCGGACAACAAGGGUCGGACCAGCCCUCUAGGCGGCGCUCGCACCUCACCCCAGCAGUCGCCCACAGGGCCGGCAGAGACCCAACCUCCCGGACCGCCCCGCCCCAGCUCCCCGCAGGCGCACCCUAGCUUGAGCUCUGGAAUGGAAUCCAAACUGGAGACGCCCCCUAAGGCCCCUGAGCCCGCGGUGGCGGUCCAGCCGCCCCUCCCGCGGGAGCCCCAGGCGUCGGCUCGUAGAACGGCCCGGGCCCAGCCCCGCGCUGCCUCGGCGCCUCCGCUGGACCGGUCUGCGGACGGUUCCUCCCAGGGGACGCGUAGGCCGCCGGGGGCCGCAAACCCGGGGAAGGUCCUGGUGGACCCCGAGAGCGGCCGCUACUACUUUGUGGAGGCGCCGCGGCAGCCUCGGCUGCGGCUGCUCUUCGACCCUGAGAGCGGGCAGUACGUGGAGGUGCUGCUGCCACCCUCGCCCUCGGUGCCACCCCGCCGCGUCUACACUCCGCUGGCCCUGGGCCCCGGCCUCUACCCGCCAGCCUAUGGGCCCCUUCCCGGCCUCUCACUGCCACCAUCCCCCGGCCCGCCGGCCUUCAGCGGCCCGCAGCUACCCUGGGCCUCCGAGGCGGGGCCCCUGGACGGGAUGUACUACCUGCCAGUGAGUGGGACACCCAGCCCCGCACCUCCUCUUCUUCUCUGUGCUCCACCCUCCAGCUUGGGUCCCUCGCAGCCCAACAAGGGCUCCUUGUUCCCGGUGUGAGGCCCCAGGGCCUGAUCCGCAUGAUGUUGGGGCCUGUUGAUGGUCUUAAAGGUUUUGGUAUCCAGUCCUUUACCCUCUUUUCCUUCAAUCAUCUCUUCUUUUACCCAUCUCAUGCCUUUUUGUUUUUUUCAGACCGGAAGUUACCUUCAGAUUAUCUGAGACACGUUGGGGUGGGGGUGGGGGGCUAAUGGAGCUGGAGCUCAGUAAAUGGCUGUCUGUUUCCUCCACCCCAGCAAAAUCCUAUACCCUUUCCCCAAGUCCCAGAGUGUGGUGUGUUGGGGCGUGUGGGGCUAAUGGAGCUGGAGCUCAGUAAAUGGCUGUCUGUUUCCCCCACCCCAGCAAAAUCCUAUACCCUUUCCCCAAGUCCCAGAGUGUGGUGUGUUGGGGCGUGUGGGUGUGUGUGUGUUGUGGGCUGAAAAAAAUGCACAACAUGAGAUUUGUGAAUUAAGUGUUCAGUUCAGUACAGUUAAGUGUUACUUGGGGCAAAAUGAAAAACUAUAAGCCUGGGAGACAACCUCUCACAUAGGUUGUCUAUGUGGGGGUAGGUCAGUAUAUAUGUGAUUUUGGUGAAGGAGGAUAGUGCAAUCAAGCACACAUUUUGGAAGAAGAUUGCUGCUAGUCACAAUGAGCAGAUGUCUAUUUUAUUGCUUUUCUAGAUAUGAGAAGAUUGCAAGAAAUGGGCUCAUAAAAACUUCUCCUGAAAAUAAAUAUCUAAAGGCCUAUUUUGCCAGUUUCUCCCAGAGCACAGAGGGCCUCAUUCCUGAUCUCUGCCCUGAACUUUCAGGGUGGGUUGAAGGUC